Molecule: messenger RNA, 1050 nt
Organism: Trichobilharzia szidati
Lineage: Eukaryota; Metazoa; Platyhelminthes; Trematoda; Strigeidida; Schistosomatidae
Source: the annotation of a GenBank genome assembly
AUGUCGCAAAAUUUAUGUAGCCGGCGCUACAAUUUUGGGAUGAAAUUCGAUUGGAAAGGAGUAAACAAGUACGUCGCAAAGUAUCAUACAGAUACAGUUGAAUUUUGUCCAAAUGCGUCAAUGAUGUUAUCUGGUAGUUAUGAAUUAAAUAGUGAAACACAAGAACGUCUUGGUGGUUUGUUAUUAUUCAGCCGGCUACCAACCGAUAAUCAGUAUACUUUAUCAUGUACUGUCUCGUGUUCUGGUGUAUUAGAUACAAGUUGGAUAAAUGAUAAUAUUGCAGUUAGUGCAUUAGCGAAUGGUUCAUCAAAAUUAUGGAAUUGUACUGAUCAAUCAUUACUAGUUGAAUUGGUCGAUUUCCCUGUGUCUCCUGAUCACAUACUUCUAUCUGUUGAUUCAUGUUCUAAUAGGUUUGUUUUCAGUGAUUCAGGUGGAAAUAUCAGUUUAUGGCAAUUUAUUGCUAAAUGGCACGCGCAUGAAUUUGAAGCAUGGUGUGCAUGUUUAAAUAAAUGGCAAAGUGAAAUAGUAUUCACUGGUGGAGAUGAUUCCAAGUGUUGUCUAUGGGAUUUACGUGAAGGUUGUCAAAAGCCGAUGAAUACCAUCAGGCAAAAUAUGGGUGUAUGCAGUAUUCAGAAUCAUCCAGAUAUAGAUUACUUAAUUUCUACUGGAAGCUAUGAUGAAUCUUUAUGUAUAUGGGAUUUACGUAUGUUGAAUAGUGGCAAAGAAUUCUCUAACCCUAUAUUCACCUGUCAUUUUGGUGGUGGUGUCUGGCGGCAUAAAUGGGGUCCACAUAACUGUAUAGUAGUUGGUGCAAUGCAUGCAGGAUUUGCUGUUACACACUGGUCUCAAUCAUCCUGUAACACUGAAGAAAAGAAUCCUGUGUAUGUAUUUCGUCUGACUGAUCAACAAUUGGCUUACGGUAUUGAUUGGUCAUUUGAUGGUUAUUCUAGCGGUGGUGAUGAUAAUUUAUUGAAGCCAGUAGUUGUUUCAUGUUCCUUUUAUGAUAAUACUAUAGAAUUCGGAGAAUUGACUAUAAAUUUGGAUCUGUGA